AUGGGGUUCUUCGGUAUUGUUCGUCAAGAAAAAAGAUGGUACUCUGAGACCGCCGACCCUUGUUUCUUCUUCAUCACAUCUCCACCCGAUCUUCUAUCGUCGCCGCCCUCUGCUCUAGUUUCACCACCACAGCAACUUUGGGAUUUCAUUAGAGAGGAGGUUACGGAUCAGAUUUGGGGAAGUUUUGAUUGGGGUAUCUGGUUGCUAUAUCUCAAUCUGGUAGUGGUGCUUUCUUGGUCCCAGCAGCUACACUUUCUGGCAACAACCAUCCCUAGUUGUGGAUCAACAGUUGCUGUGAAAUUUAGGACUUUGAUCCGAGACAAGCGUCUUGACGUAGGAUUUCUGGAUACGAUCUUCUUUAGAGGUUGAAGCCGUCAGGAGGUUCCAGUUUCUAGUCCCCUUGCCACAAGGAUUUUCGCUUUGGUCUUUUGGUUUUGUGUUUAUUUGUUUAGAGUUAUUUUUUAGACUUGUUCUGGUUUUGCAUUCUGUAUUUUGUGUGGUUUGUCUUAAGACAUUGUAAUGGUUGAACUUUUGCUUGCUCGGUGGAUUUUCUAUUUGGUAUGUUUUGCUACGCGCCUACCGGUAGGUAGAAGAGGUAAGUUUGGAUGUUGUUUACGAUUU
Zingiber officinale is the source of this 621-nucleotide messenger RNA. RefSeq lists its product as uncharacterized. Bases 1 to 369 code for a protein of 122 amino acids. The record is from RefSeq and is a predicted model, not a curated record. Lineage: Eukaryota; Viridiplantae; Streptophyta; Magnoliopsida; Zingiberales; Zingiberaceae. The transcript is spliced from 5 exons.